AAAUCUCUGGGCCGGAUGAGUCCUCAGAGUCAUCUCAAGUUGAAAUAAGCAAGUUGGGCUCAUCAGCCGGUCUUUAAACAUGAGUACCCUCAGGGAGGGGGAAACUUUGGACAAAACCGCUUGCUCCCACCAGCGGUAACUCUGGGGGAGGGACUCAACCAUGAGCCAGUACUCGGGCAGCGGGGUCCCACGCAGUGACCUGGUGGCACCACCGCGUAAGACAUCAUAUCCAGGAAAUUAACAAAUGAGCCUUCAAAAAUGCUAGGUUUACAAUGAGAGGCAUUUUAAUUCAAACUUUACUGUAUGGAUCCUUGACAUUUGGGAUCUGGACAGCUCUGUUGUAUGUAUUUAUUAACCACAAUCAUGUGAGCAGCUUGGACAAGAAAACCCAGGAGCCUGCCUCAAUUUGGUCCCUUGAAAAAAAAUUUCAUCGGCAAGUUACUCAUGGCUCAGAGGAAAUUCCAAGACCAUAUGUGAGAUUUGAAAGUCCUGAUGAAGAAGAAACCAAACCACAGAAAUCCUUUUUCAAAUGGAGUAAGGAUUUUAACUAUUCAAGCUCAGAAUUUGUUGAUGGAUUUUUAAAAUAUGGUUUUAACACCAUUCUCAGUAAAAGCUUGGGCAGUGAGAGAGAAGUGCCAGACACCAGAAAUAAAAAGUGUUUUCAAAAACAUUACCCAGCCAACCUACCUACUGCCAGCGUCGUCAUCUGCUUCCACAACGAGGAGUUUAACGCCUUGUUUCGGACCAUGUUCAGUGUCGUAAACCUCACCCCACGCCACUUCCUUGAAGAAAUUAUUCUGGUAGACGACAUGAGCGACUCUGAUGAUUUGAAAGAAAAACUAGACCACCACCUGGAAAUUUUUCGGGGAAAGAUUAAAUUAAUAAGAAACAAAAAGCGAGAGGGACUGAUCCGAUCACGGAUGAUAGGGGCCUCUCGUGCUUCAGGGGACGUUCUGGUGUUCCUGGAUAGCCACUGCGAGGUGAAUAAAGUGUGGCUGGAGCCCCUGCUGCAUGCCAUUGCCAAGGACCCCAAAAUGGUGGUGUGUCCUCUGAUAGAUGUCAUUGAUUCUGUGACCCUAGAAUACUGGCCCUCUCCUGUUGUAAGGGGUGCUUUCAACUGGCACCUACAAUUUAAAUGGGAUAAUGUCUUCUCUUAUGAGAUGGAUGGACCAGAAGGACCCACUCUACCCAUUCGGUCACCUGCGAUGGCUGGGGGAAUUUUUGCUAUAAAUAGGCAUUACUUUCAUGAGAUCGGACAGUAUGACAAGGGCAUGAACCUCUGGGGAGCAGAAAAUUUGGAGCUUUCGUUAAGGAUCUGGAUGUGUGGAGGCCAACUCUUUGUACUCCCCUGCUCGCGGGUAGGACACAUCGGUAAGCAGCGCUUUCCAAAUCAACCUGAGUUUGCAGAAGCCAUGACAUAUAACAGUCUCAGACUGGCGCACGUUUGGCUGGAUGAAUACAAGGAGCAGUUUUUUUUACGAAGACCUGGCCUGAAAUCUGUUGCCUAUGGAAACAUUAGCGAGCGUGUUGAGUUAAGGAAACGAUUGGGUUGCAAAUCAUUUCAGUGGUAUUUGGAUAAUGUCUUCCCAGAACUGGAGGCAUCUGAGGGCAGCAGAUGAAACACAAAUAAAUUAUUUUCAUUAAAAAAGGGUUAAAAAACCCCUAUGUCUUCAACAUAGAGGAGAAAAGUCCGGAACAUCAAGAAAUUGUGUGAAAUGCAGUAAGAAAUACAACCAGAGUGCUCUAGAAUAAGA
Leopardus geoffroyi (Geoffroy's cat) is the source of this 1754-nucleotide messenger RNA. RefSeq names its product polypeptide N-acetylgalactosaminyltransferase like 5 (gene GALNTL5). Lineage: Eukaryota; Metazoa; Chordata; Mammalia; Carnivora; Felidae. Gene Ontology annotation, biological process: spermatid development. The record is from RefSeq and is a predicted model, not a curated record. The transcript is spliced from 9 exons. Gene Ontology annotation, cellular component: Golgi apparatus. Bases 273 to 1619 code for a protein of 448 amino acids.